AUGGCUGACGAUCUCUCCACUGCGUCACUUCCACAGUACUCGGUCCCUGGACCACAGAUCGUUGGAGGGACCAAAUACCAGCAACUACUGGCAGUUAUCGAGGAGUUGGGCAAGGAUAUCCGACCGACUUACACCGGCAAUAAAAUCUGCGCUGAACGUCUUAAGAGAUCCAUUGCUCACUCUCGGAUACUUGUAAGGGAGUGCCUGAUAGAGGCGGAGAAGGAUCGACAAAAAGCAGCAGCGGAUGCAGCUGUUAAAAACCAAUAA
Molecule: messenger RNA, 267 nt
Organism: Cooperia oncophora
Lineage: Eukaryota; Metazoa; Nematoda; Chromadorea; Rhabditida; Trichostrongylidae
Source: the annotation of a GenBank genome assembly